Molecule: messenger RNA, 1731 nt
Organism: Fundulus heteroclitus (mummichog)
Lineage: Eukaryota; Metazoa; Chordata; Actinopteri; Cyprinodontiformes; Fundulidae
Gene: etnppl
Product: ethanolamine-phosphate phospho-lyase
Exons: 13
Coding region: 74-1531 (485 amino acids)
Cellular component (GO): mitochondrion
Molecular function (GO): pyridoxal phosphate binding; ethanolamine-phosphate phospho-lyase activity; transaminase activity
Source: RefSeq, a predicted model, not a curated record
AACACCUUAGCGCUGUAUUUCGGCAGGAACAGGUGAUCCUCGAGCUUCUUUUUUUCUGCUGCACGAGACAACGAUGUCCGCUGAAGGAUUGGAGAAAAAGAAGACGAUAGACUUGAGAAAGAAGCACAUUGGACCUUCUUGCAAGAUCUUCUUCAGCCAUGACCCCAUCAAGAUCGUGCAAGCCAAAGGCCAGUACAUGUAUGAUGAAAACGGACAGCGCUACUUGGAUUGCAUCAACAACGUGGCUCAUGUGGGCCACUGUCACCCAGACGUGGUGAAGGCAGGAGCUGAGCAAAUGGGCUUUCUCAACACCAACACCCGGUUCUUACAUGACAACCUGGUGCUGUAUGCUCAAAGGCUGCAGGCCACGCUGCCGGAGAAGCUCUCCGUGUGCUACUUUGUCAACUCGGGCUCUGAAGCCAACGACCUGGCCCUUCGGCUCGCAUGGCAGUACACGGGAAACAAAGAUGUCAUAACACUGGAAAACGCGUACCACGGCCACGUGUCAUCACUAAUCGACAUUAGUCCGUAUAAGUUCCACCAGCUGUCAGCCGCUGAGCAGAACCUGUUUGUCCACGUGGCUUCGAGCCCAGAUGUGUACAGAGGCAAAUACCGGGCGGACCAUCCUGACGCAGCCACAGCGUACGCGGACGAAGUCAAAGACAUAAUAGACAACGUUCAUAAAAAGGGACGUAAGAUUGCCGCUUUUAUUGCCGAGUCGCUGCAGAGUUGUGGCGGGCAGGUCAUCCCCCCGGUGGGUUACUUCCAGCAAGUGGCCGAACACGUCCAUAAGGCAGGAGGCGUUUUUAUCGCAGACGAGGUUCAGGUGGGCUUUGGCCGGGUCGGCUCUCGCUUCUGGGCCUUCCAGCUUCAGGGAGACGACUUUGUGCCCGACAUCGUCACGAUGGGGAAGCCCAUCGGCAACGGCCACCCCAUGUCGUGCGUGGUCACGACCAGGGAAGUGGCCGAGGCCUUCAUGGCAUCAGGAAUGGAGUACUUCAAUACAUUUGGCGGUAACCCCGUGUCGUGCGCGAUCGGCCUGGCCGUACUGGACGUGAUCGAGAAGGAGGACCUGCAGGGGAACGCGCUGCGCGUGGGCCAGCACCUUACCGACCUGCUGGGAAAACUAAAGGAGAGGCAUCCACUAAUUGGAGACAUUAGGGGCUGCGGUCUCUUUGUUGGCGUGGAGCUGGUGAAGGACAGAGUGAAGCUCACUCCAGCUACAGCAGAAGCCCAGGAAGUCAUUUAUAAGUUGAAGGAACAGCACAUCCUCCUAAGCGCUGACGGACCUCACCGCAACGUGCUGAAGUUCAAGCCCCCGCUGUGCUUCACCGCGCAGGACGCCGACCUGGUGGUGGAGAAGAUCGACCUCAUUCUCACAGAGCUGGAGGGAGCAUUAGGCGUGACGGGGAACAACUCCCAAAAAACAGAACGGGGAAAGGGACGGGGAAAGCUGUCGACAGAGGAGAACGGCCACGGCCCCGAAGAAGUCCAAGAACAAACCAGACAACGGAAACGUAUUAGGACAUAAAGGGGGGCGGUGUGUGUGUGGUUUUACACUGAUAAAGUAGCAGCAGAACAUCUUGACUGUUAAAAAGAGAAAAAAAUUCAUUCUGAAGGACGACAAAUUUCAUUUUCUUUUAAUGGACCGGUCAAAAGUUCUAUUGCAUCACAGUAAAUACUAUAUAUUUCACACCACAUUUUAAUUAAAAAGGAAAUGUUUUAACCUGG